CCCCCCCCCACCAACCCCUCGGCCGUGUAUAAAUGGGCGGUGGGAGAAGGCACAGCACCGAUGAUGAUGGCGUUUCCCUGUCACCCUGACAUCAGCGGCUACUCGGUGAUGUGAGCUGAGCUCAGAACCUCAGACCCAGGCUCAGAAUCUCAGGAUUUCAGGUCGGGGCUUCGCGAGACAGUGAUGAUGAGGGGUGCUCGCCACCCGGGUGUGACGGUGGUGGUGCACGCGGACAGUCAUCAGUGAGCGCAUCGCAUCUGCCUGCUCUUCAGGAGAAGGUGAAGUGCAGCGCUGGUCCUGCCGCAGCAGGUCUGCUCAACGCGAGUGGCCUUCGAGGGGCUUCGAGGGGCUUCGAGGGGCUUUUCUCUGUCUCUGUCGCGCCAGCCAUGUAACGUCCCGUUAAUUUCGUGUGCACUAGUUAAUGAGCAUUAAUCUGGUACCCCGGACGCCUUUGUUUUGGGGUGGGGGGGGCCGCAUUUCAACGUAAAUGGGCGACGUUGUUGUAAAAUCCAAGGUGCUUAUUAAAGUGAUCAUGCGUGUCUCGGCUUUUCAGGAAUUCGGCCGCGCGGCACUGGGCGGCUGCUCGGCGGCGGUUGCUGCUGCUGCUGCUGCUGCUGCUCCUGCUGCUGCUCCUGCUGCUCCUCCUCACACCGACCAAGUUGGGCACCGACGAAAACGCCGCGAAAAUGGCGAGUUCCGCUCCUCUGGAGACGGUCAUGUCCAUGUCCUCCUCCUGCCCCAGACUCGAACCCCGGAGCGGAGCCUCGGCGCCUCCCAAGGCGCUCGCCUUCUCCAUCGACCGGAUCAUGUCCAAGAGCUCGGACCCGAAGGGCUCCUCCUUGCACGGCCCCGCCGCCGUGGACGCGCCCGAGGGCAGGAAGGUGCUGGGCGUGUGCUCACCUGUGCCCUGCGUGAUCCCGCUGCAGCCGCUCGGCUACGACCUGCACGCCAAGGCGCUCAUGAACUACUCGGACCUGUGGAAGGCUGGAUUCCGGGGGACUCUGUGCGCGUCCGCGGCCACGUGCAAGGCGAGCUGCGGGCUGUGCGGCAAAGCGGACCCGGGUUCGAGGGCGCCCUUGCUGCCGCGCACCACGGUGAUCAAGCCGCAGGUGCUGCACCACACCGUGGCCAUGCCCACCAGCGCCUCCCUCUACUACUUCAACUACCUGGAGUCCGGCUGUCACGACCUGCUCGGCGGACGCUUCUUCUCCCCGCCGGGCCUCGCGAGCCCCGGCGCGCCCACGGCGCUGGGCGCGCGGCGCACGCUGCUGCUGCUCGAGAGCGCGAAGCUGGCCGCCGGGGGCGCGGCGGCGGCGGCUGCGGCGGCUGCGGCGGCGGCGGCGGCCGCGGACACGUUCCCCACGCCGCAGUACCCCCACAAGGAGCACCUGCCCGGGCAGCUGGACCAGCUCGUGAAGGAGGGCCACGGCGCGAGCGCGGAGAAGCAGGGCGCGAAGACGCACGGCAAGCAGAGCCACGCGCCCGCCGAGGGCAAGCCGAAGAACUUCACGUGCGAAGUGUGCGGAAAGGUGUUCAACGCGCACUACAAUUUAACCCGUCACAUGCCGGUGCACACGGGCGCCAGACCGUUCGUGUGCAAGGUGUGCGGCAAGGGGUUCCGACAGGCGAGCACGCUGUGCAGACACAAGAUCAUCCACACACAGGAAAAACCUCACAAAUGCAAUCAGUGCGGAAAAGCCUUUAACAGGAGCUCCACGCUAAACACGCACAUACGGAUCCACGCAGGAUAUAAACCUUUCGUUUGCGAAUUCUGUGGGAAAGGCUUCCACCAAAAAGGAAAUUAUAAGAACCACAAACUGACGCACAGCGGGGAGAAGCAGUACAAAUGCUCCAUCUGCAACAAGGCCUUCCAUCAGAUCUACAACCUGACCUUCCACAUGCACACACACAACGACAAGAAGCCGUUCACGUGUGGGACCUGUGGAAAGGGCUUCUGCAGGAACUUUGACUUGAAGAAACACAUGAGGAAACUGCACGACAGCAGCUCCUGCGUGACGAGCGACUCCUCCAGGGGCCUGCAGAGCUGAGCCAGGAGGAGCUGCAGACACCUCGAGCGCUACUGUAAAUAACUCAUCUGUUAAAGGAAAAAAAACAAAAAAAAAACAAAAUGAGAACAAAUCAAAAAACCCCAGCGGAAGGAAUUUCAGGUCAUAUAUUUUUUAUUUUUCAAUCGCAUUUAAGCGUUAAGGGCCAGUUUGGCAAAAUUACAUUGUAAAUAUUCUGGAGAAAAAAAAAAAAUUGUUAUUUAAAAUGUUAUUUACCAUUAAUGUAUUUUCAUGGUUUUGUAAUGUAGAGCUCGUUCGCGGGCCAGUACUGUAAUGAAGUGCACCGUAGACGUUUUAUAAAUAAAUAACUUAUAUGUUUAAUGAAUGUGUGUGAGAAUUUGGGAGCAUUGCCGUUUAUAAAUGAAGUUAAAUAUCUUAAAAACUUAAUUAAAAAAAUUAUUGCACACAUGAUGGAAUUUCUUUAAAAAGAGAUGCAUUUUAGGAUUUUUCUUAUUAUUGUACUUAAGUAUGUGCUCUCUGCGGGAGACGGGACUUGUUGAAAUAAUUUAGCUUUUUUACCGUCUUUGUUAGAUAAUGAGAAAUAUGUUAAAGAUCAUCUCGAUCUGAAAUGCAUCGGGUAACUAUUUUCUUAAUAAAUGUUCAUUUUAAAAGCGUUUCCAUUUUAGAAAUCAUUUUUGUGAGUGAAUUUGAGAGGGAUAAGAUGUAAACAAAUUAUCAGCUGGAAUCAGGACUUAAAGAUUGUCGAUUAUCUUUUAAUAAAAUCAGAAGAACAAUGAGGGAAAGUGGCCUUGACCGUAGUAAAUUAAAAAUAGUACAGGAGGGCAGUAAAAAUCACGGUAAAUGAAACAGGGUUUUGCGGCGCUGCGACCUCGUCCGAUACGAAUUUAAUUAAAAAAAAAAAAAACAUCACAUUGUACUAUUCGCACUUUGUGAAACAGGAGCAAAGACAAUAUAAAUGAGUAAAGACUAUUUGAGGAGCUUUUGUAAAUUUAACUUGUAAAGAUACACGAAAAAGGAAUUUCUUUGUAAUCAUGUUGAAGUUUCCCCCUUUUUCUUUAACAAAUUCGAUGCGGAGUUAGAAGACAAACGUUUUAACAGCAAUAAAUAAAACAAAAAAAUUAAUUUAAAUUAAACAUGACACGACAGGCCGUGGCGAAGUGCAGUGGCAGGAAUGCGAACAUAUAAAACGGAGACACGAGAGAGUAAGAAGCGAACACGUAAAUCAUGUAAGACAAUUUAAUACAUUAUUUUCGUAUGUUUCUGUCUGCGAAGUAAAUGCUCAGUUGGCCUGAUAUUAUUCGUUCAAAUAAAAAAAAAUAAAAUAAAAAAAACCUAUACAACUGUACCAUGGCCGCCCGCGCGCGCACGAGCAC
This is a messenger RNA of Scleropages formosus (Asian bonytongue), 3400 nucleotides long. It is a transcript of the gene fezf2, whose product is annotated as FEZ family zinc finger 2. NCBI's taxonomy places the organism in Eukaryota, Metazoa, Chordata, Actinopteri, Osteoglossiformes, Osteoglossidae. Gene Ontology annotation, biological process: regulation of DNA-templated transcription. The record is from RefSeq and is a predicted model, not a curated record. The coding region runs from base 687 to 2048 and encodes 453 amino acids. The transcript has 4 exons. Gene Ontology annotation, molecular function: DNA-binding transcription factor activity, RNA polymerase II-specific; RNA polymerase II cis-regulatory region sequence-specific DNA binding.